ACCUUUCUUUUUCAUUUUUGUCUUUUAAGUUGUCCUGCUUUUCCAGGCAACUUCCAACCGGAAAGAACAAGAUGCCCAAAACAAAACCGUAUCCGGUACCACUCUUGUGCUUCUUUGCUUUGCCUCCAGCUCCACCUAUUUUGGACUUCCUCACCUCAUUUUGCCAAUUCAUCUGGAGGAAUUUUCUUAAUGGCGGACAUUGCAACACUAAUCUUGAGAUCAUAAAGUGCAUAGCAACUCCAACAUGCCGUUGUGUAGAUUAUCAUAGAAAAUUCAAACUAGAUGUGGAGGAUCUCAAAAGCAAAUUGAGAGAUCUAAAUAGCAGAAAAAAGGAUGUAGAAACACAACUACAAGCGGAGGUUUGCUCACAAAAACAAGUCAAGCAACAGGUGGAGGACUGGCUUCAAGAUGCGCAGAGGAUCAAUGUUGAAAUUCAACAGGUGGAGCAAAGGGUGGACAAUGCUUCAUUUCUCUCACGAGCUCGUCUUGGAAAACUUGUUCGUGAAAAAAUUAAUGCUGUGGAUGCAAUUCUUCAACGAGGCAGUUUUCCUGAAGGACUAGUAGUUGAUAAGCCUGCAACUGCUUUGCCUUUACCAGUAGAGAAUCUUGAAGGUGAGGUUUGUGUGAAGGAAAAGAUAUGGGGAUACUUGACGGGCAAUGAGGUCCAAAUGACUGGUGUUUGUGGAAUCGGGGGUGUUGGGAAGACCACCAUUAUGAAGCAUAUCCAUAAUGAAUUACUAUUGAUGGAGUCUAGAUUUGAUAAAGUGAUCUGGGUUACUGUCUCAUAUCCACUCAAUGUGGUUAGAUUACAACAUGAAAUUGCUAAGGGAAUGAAAGAAAACCUCCUAGAGAAUGAGGAUCAGCAAAGGCGAGCUUCAGAAUUGAUGGAGAUGAUGGGAAGGGUGAAAUAUGCAUUGAUAUUAGAUGAUGUUUGGCAAAUAUUUACUCUUGAAGAUGUUGGAAUCUUGAGACCAACAGUGGAAAAUGGUUGCAAAAUAGUUAUUACUAGUAGAAAGGUGGAUGUAUGCAAGUCCAUUGGUUGUGAAAUAGUUAAAGUGUCUCCUCUUUCAAAGGAAGAGUCUUUGAAUUUGUUCUUAGAUAAGGUGGGAAGGGAUAUUCUACAAGUUCCAGAAUUGGAAGGAUUUUGGAAAGCCAUGAUGGAGGAGUGUGCUGGACUACCCUUGGCUAUUGUUGUAAUAGCUGGGAGCAUGAAAGGAGUAACUGAUGUCCAUGAGUGGAGGCAUGCUUUAAAUGAAUUACGUGAAUGCGUAAAAGCUACAACUGAAGGUUCAGAAGAUGAGAUAUUUGAGCGGUUGAAGUUCAGCUAUGAUCGUUUGCAAGGUUCAGAUAUCCAAAAUUGUUUCUUAUCUUGCUCACUAUAUGCUGAAGACUAUGAAAUUAGAAGAGAUAAUCUGGUUGAACAAUGGAUUGAUGAGGGACUUAUUGAAGAAUCAAGGAGUAGACGAGCAAUGCUUGAUAAAGGACGAACCAUAUUAAACAGGCUUGAAAACAGUUGUCUGUUAGAGAAAGCUUAUCGUGAGGACACUAUUAAAAUGCAUGAUGUUGUGAGAGAUAUGGCAUUGCGCAUUGGUCCUCAAUUUAUGGUGAAAGCUCGUAUGAAACUAAUAGAGAUACCAGAUGAGCAUGAAUGGACUGAAAAUCUCGAAAAGGUUUCCUUGAUGCAAAACGAAAUUUCAGAUAUUCCUACAAACAUGUGCCCAAAUUAUCCCAUUCUCACAACCUUGAUGUUGCAAAGGAAUAGCAAAUUGACCCAAAUUCCAGAUUGCUUUUUUGCAAACAUGCAAGGGCUCAAGUGUCUAAAUCUUUCUAAAACUAGCAUUGAAAGUCUACCUCAUUCCAUCUGCAAUUUGGAGAAUCUUACUACAUUGCUCUUGCGUGAUUGUAGGCAAUUAAAACAUGUGCCUUGCUUAGCAAAGCUUAAGGCAUUGAAGAAGUUGGAUAUGUUUAAAGCAGGAAUUGAUGUGGUCCCUGAAGGCAUUGAUAUGCUUGUAAAUCUCCAAUAUCUUGAUUUACGGUGUCCAGAAUUGGUGGAGCUACCGACGCAAAUACUCGGUAACCUCUUUCACCUCCAGCACUUGACAGUAUAUUCCAUAUCGACCACUUUAAAGAUAAAAGGAGAAGAACUAAGAGGAUUGAAGAAGUUGGAGACUUUUGCAGCUCAAUUGAAUGACUUGCAAGUCUUGAACAAUUAUGCUAAGUCUAAUCAUUUUAAAAGAUUGAGUAAUUACCAGCUUGUGGUUGGACAAGUGGAGGAAGACUUUGAUCCUUCUAGUAUUGAUUUCUCUAAAGAAAUAAGGUGUGUGGUUGACAUGGUUACAUCAUCAUCAGCUUUCAUCAAUAACCUUGAACGGCUAUACCUUGAUAAGUUGCCCAACUUGAGUGUUGUUGUGAACGUGGAAGGAGUAGAAGCAACAUCGCCUCACAUCCUUUCCAAUCUUAAAUUAUUUUGGAUGUCGGAAUGUUCAACAAUGAAGAGGUUGUUUUCAUUUGAGCUGCUGCAAGGCCUCCAAAACUUGGAGGAGAUUACAGUUCAGAAUUGUCAACAAAUGGAGGAAAUAAUAGGGUGGGAAGGAGAAGAGGAAAAUCACACAGCUGAUGCAACUACUACUACUACAUUCACUCUUCCAAAAUUAAGACUGUUGGAUUUGCGGAAUUUACCAGAAUUGAAGAGAACCUGCCCCACAAGAGGAGUAAUGGUUUGUGAUUCUCUCCAACAAUUACAAAUACGGGAAUGUCCAAAGUUAAGGAGGAUUCCCCUGGUAGGGAAUGUACGGCCAUCUCCUCCUGCUGCUCUAAAAAGAAUCCAUAUAAAGCCAAAAGAAUUAUGGGAAUCACUGGAGUGGGAAGAUCCCAAUGCCAAAAAUGUCCUUCAACCCUUUGUGUAUUGAGGACUACAAAUGGAAAGUUUUGCAUAAAAUCAAAUGGCCGAG
Molecule: messenger RNA, 2951 nt
Organism: Rubroshorea leprosula
Lineage: Eukaryota; Viridiplantae; Streptophyta; Magnoliopsida; Malvales; Dipterocarpaceae
Source: the annotation of a GenBank genome assembly